CCUGAAGCUGGGAUGGCAGCUGGAGGGUGCCGGGAGCAUGAAGUGGACCUCCUCAGGGAAAAGUCCUCCAUCUGCAGAAGCUUUCCGUGCCUAGAGCGCUCCAGCAAACAUGGUGAACGUUCCUAAAACUCGCCGGACUUUCUGUAAGAAGUGUGGCAAGCACCAACCCCACACAGUAACCCAGUACAAGAAAGGCAAGGAUUCUCUGUAUGCCCAGGGAAAGCGGCGUUAUGACAGGAAGCAGAGUGACUAUGGUGGGCAGACUAAGCCGAUUUUCCGGAAAAAGGCUAAAACUACAAAGAAGAGUGUGCUGAGGUUUGAGUGCAUUGAGCCUAACGACAGAUGUAAGAGAAUGCUGGCUGUUGAGAGAUGCAAGCAUUUUGAACCGCGAGGAGAUAAGAGAAAGGGCCAAAUGAUCCAGUUCUAAGCUUCAUCAUUUGUUUUAUUGUGAAAACAAUAAAAUCUUGAGGUUAUGUUCACUUCAUUUGGUUACAGUUGGUCUUUUGGGAGGGAAUAAACAAGUGCCAUCAAUAAAAUUUCCCUUGUGGGGGCAAAAGAAAAAAAUUCCUGCUCCCCAGGUCCCCUCUCCAGAGGCAACUACCGUUGUUCGCCCCGUGUUCCUGUUGUAGACAGUGCGGGUUGCCCGUACACGUUCACCCCCCAUCUACCGGCAUUGCUCUGCGCCUCCUUUUCUCGCUCCUUACAAUCCAUCUAGGAGCUCCUUCCCUGUCACCGCAAGUGGACGCGUCAAUCUCUCUUUAGGCAGUACCCGGCCCUCCAGGCUGGCCUGAGUGUGACAGUCCCGACCAGUCACCCUCUGUCCCAAAGCUCGAAAGGCUUCGCAGCACUUGAAAUGAAACCCCUCGCUCUCUUCUUAGCCCCACUGCCUCGGGCCGGGCGCCCCCUCGCAGCCUCCCGCAAGACUGUUUUCACGUCACCUCUUUCGGGCGAUCUGCCGCCACAUUCUCUCUACCACAGCACCUGCCCCAGUCCCCCACGGCCCUCGACAAUACUUGGGACUGACGCCCUCCACCAGACGGAGGAGCGCAGCGGGCCAGGCCGAGGGGUCAGCUUCGCCCGGCAGCAGAAAACGCGUCUGCACCGCCCCUCUCCGCUUAGUGGAGGAAGAUUACUCUUCCCAGAAACCCUUUCGCCUGCGGGGGUAGAUUUCCCCUCCACGCCCUCGCGCGAAGAAAACUGAGCAUGCGCAACGGAAACUGGGCCCCCGUGAGAAAGGCUGCGCAGGCGAGGACUGCAUCUCCCAGCAGGCCGUGGGGCUUUUUUUUCUUGUCCCCUCGUGACGAGCGACUUCCGGCAC
Galeopterus variegatus (Sunda flying lemur) is the source of this 1318-nucleotide messenger RNA. Its product is annotated as 60S ribosomal protein L36a-like. The coding region runs from base 110 to 427 and encodes 105 amino acids. The record is from RefSeq and is a predicted model, not a curated record. Gene Ontology annotation, biological process: translation. Gene Ontology annotation, cellular component: cytosolic large ribosomal subunit; ribosome. Lineage: Eukaryota; Metazoa; Chordata; Mammalia; Dermoptera; Cynocephalidae. The transcript is spliced from 2 exons. Gene Ontology annotation, molecular function: structural constituent of ribosome.